CGCUGUUUCCGUUCCGCCCUCGUUAGUUUGCCGUGUGCUCUUGUGAGACCUGCUUGUGUAACUCCAGUGAUAUUCAGACGUCAGUAACGUUUCCACCGCGGGGAAGCAGUCCGUCUAGAAGUCUCAACGUCUCAAGAAAGAGGGUUAAAAUGCUGUCGUCUGUCCUCGCAAAAAGACUGGUGACGGGGGUGUACCAGGCAGCAUGGAGACCAGCAGUCACAGGCCUUGUUUCAUCUCGUGGUUACCGUGGAGAUGCACCAGAUGACACCAGAGGUGACCUGAUUGAGAUCCCUUUGCCCCCUUGGGAAGAGAAGCCUGGUGAGCCCAUUGAUAUCAAGAAGCGCCGCCUGCUGUACGAGAGCCGCAAGAGGGGCAUGUUGGAGAACUGCAUUUUGCUUAGCCUUUUUGCAAAGCGUUACCUGAACACAAUGAGUGAGAACCAGCUGCAGCAGUACGACAGACUGAUUAAUGAACCAAGCAAUGACUGGGACAUCUACUACUGGGCAACAGAAGCACAGCCAACCCCUGAUGUUUACCAGGGAGAGGUGAUGGAUAUGCUGAAGGAAUUCACAAAGAAUCGCAACCAUGAACAGAGGUUAGAUGCGCCCAGCUUGGAGUACCUGGAAAAGGAAAAUCAAUGAGAUCGUUUUGACCUUCUCAGAGACUCAUUUUAGGUGGGACACUGAGUGAAACAUCAGUGUCGUCACCCACCGGAAAGAUCCUUCUGAAGUCAGCUGUGUUUCUCCAGUCAUAUACAGCAGUGUGUGCAAAAUACUGUGGAGUGGAAAAUAUUUAGAAAGCUUCAACUAUCUGGUCCUGCACCUCUCCAUGACAUGUUCCGGCCACGAAAGCCUUGGUUCACUAUCACUUGGUUCACACUCUUUUUUUUUUUUUAGAUUUGUGGAAGUGGAGGGAAGAUUGUGAACUGGGAAAAGAAUGAAACACAAUAUUAGGAAGGUUUUCUGAUUUCUGGUUUUACAUUAAUUGUAAACUGUAAAUUUGUGAUUCCAAACUAGACAAGCCAGCUUUGAUAAAUAUAUAUUCUACAAGACAGGCGAUUCUACGAGACAAAAACAAAACAUGAAAAGCCUCAGCUCGCUUUAGUGUAGUUUGUGUAAUUAUCAUGGUUUGACUCUGUUCAAUGAUUUUAUUGUGACUAUUACAGACAUUAUGGGUUAUUUAAUAAAUGGUAACACUCUGCUGUUA
Molecule: messenger RNA, 1206 nt
Organism: Scatophagus argus
Lineage: Eukaryota; Metazoa; Chordata; Actinopteri; Scatophagidae
Gene: sdhaf2
Product: succinate dehydrogenase complex assembly factor 2
Exons: 4
Coding region: 150-641 (163 amino acids)
Biological process (GO): protein-FAD linkage; mitochondrial electron transport, succinate to ubiquinone; tricarboxylic acid cycle
Cellular component (GO): mitochondrion
Source: RefSeq, a predicted model, not a curated record